GCUGCGCCCCGGCUCCUGGCAGGACCGCGUAGCUCGCGGGAGGACCAUGGCGUCCCCAGCUCUGGCCGCGGCGCUGGCGGUGGCAGCGUCUGAGGGCCCCAACGGGAGCGACGCGGGCGAUUGGGGUAGCGGCGGGGGUGCCAACGCUUCGGGGACUGACUGGGGGCCUCCGCCGGGCCAGUACUCCGCAGGUGCCGUGGCGGGACUGGCAGCCGUGGUGGGUUUCCUCAUCGUUUUCACCGUGGUAGGCAACGUGCUCGUGGUGAUCGCUGUGCUGACCAGCCGAGCGCUGCGUGCCCCGCAGAACCUCUUCCUGGUGUCUCUGGCCUCAGCUGACAUCCUGGUGGCCACACUGGUCAUGCCCUUUUCGCUGGCCAAUGAGCUCAUGGCCUACUGGUACUUCGGGCAAGUGUGGUGUGGUGUGUACCUGGCACUGGACGUGCUCUUCUGCACCUCGUCCAUCGUUCACUUGUGUGCUAUAAGCCUGGACCGCUACUGGUCGGUGACGCAGGCGGUAGAGUACAACCUGAAGCGCACGCCACGCCGUGUCAAGGCCACCAUCGUGGCCGUGUGGCUCAUCUCGGCUGUCAUCUCCUUCCCGCCUCUCGUCUCCUUCUACCGACGGCCCGACGGCGCCGCCUACCCGCAGUGCGGCCUCAACGAUGAGACCUGGUACAUCUUGUCCUCCUGCAUAGGCUCCUUCUUCGCGCCCUGCCUCAUCAUGGGCCUGGUCUAUGCACGCAUCUACCGCGUGGCCAAGCUGCGCACGCGUACGCUCAGCGAGAAGCGUACCCCCUCUGGCCCCGACGGUGCGUCCCCGACCACAGAGAAUGGGCUGGGCAAGGCGGCGGGGGAGAACGGGCAUUGCGCGCCGCCGCGCACCGAUGUUGAGCCAGAUGAGAGCAGCGCAGCAGAGAGGCGGAGGCGCAGGGGCGCGCUGCGCAGAGGAGGACGGCGGAGAGAGGGAGCCGAGGGGGACAUGGGCAGUGCAGACGGACAGGGACCGGGGCUGGCGGCCGAGCAGGGUGCUCGGGCAGCGUCUCGGUCCCCAGGACCUGGCGGGCGCCUGUCACGAGCAAGCUCGCGCUCCGUCGAGUUCUUUCUGUCGCGCCGGCGCCGGGCGCGCAGCAGCGUGUGCCGCCGCAAGGUGGCCCAGGCGCGCGAGAAGCGCUUCACCUUCGUGUUGGCGGUGGUCAUGGGCGUGUUCGUACUAUGCUGGUUCCCCUUCUUCUUUAGCUACAGCCUGUAUGGUAUCUGCCGCGAGGCCUGCCAGUUGCCCGAACCGCUCUUUAAGUUUUUCUUCUGGAUCGGCUACUGCAACAGUUCGCUCAAUCCGGUCAUCUACACCGUCUUCAAUCAGGACUUCAGGCGCUCUUUCAAGCACAUCCUCUUUCGAAGGAGGAGAAGGGGCUUCAGGCAGUGACCCUCAGGCCUCCUGGCACUGACCUCCUGGACAGCUCUGAACUCGGGCAGGCAGAGUUCCAGGAGUGGCCUGGAAUUCAGGGCACAGUGUGGAAUGUAACCAGCAGGAGCUGGGCGAGAGACAACUGGGCCUCGGGGAGUGGGGAGGAGAAAGGGAGACCCCUUUGCCUUCCCAUCUCAGCGAGUGGCUGUGGCUAGGUUGUGGAUCCAGUUCCUGAGAGAGCUUCUGUGGAGUGCGGCUGUGAAGUUAGGGUUUUAGAUGGCAGACAGCUGCAGCAAGAAAGGACCCCCCCCCCCCCGACUCUCAGUGUUCCCUGUCAGCAAGGACUGACUUCCUAUGACCUAAAAAGCGUCUAUCUGGGGGAGGAGAGAGGGUGCAGACAAUCUCCGGUUACUGAGAGUAUUUGUUUGCCAAAAACAAUGACAGCCAAAACAACCAAACCAUUUUCUAAAUAAACCUUUGUA
Messenger RNA from Myodes glareolus (Bank vole), 1887 nucleotides. RefSeq names its product adrenoceptor alpha 2C (gene Adra2c). The record is from RefSeq and is a predicted model, not a curated record. Gene Ontology annotation, cellular component: plasma membrane. Gene Ontology annotation, molecular function: epinephrine binding; alpha2-adrenergic receptor activity. NCBI's taxonomy places the organism in Eukaryota, Metazoa, Chordata, Mammalia, Rodentia, Cricetidae. Gene Ontology annotation, biological process: regulation of vasoconstriction; G protein-coupled receptor signaling pathway; regulation of smooth muscle contraction.